Molecule: messenger RNA, 1224 nt
Organism: Leptinotarsa decemlineata (Colorado potato beetle)
Lineage: Eukaryota; Metazoa; Arthropoda; Insecta; Coleoptera; Chrysomelidae
Product: chymotrypsin-like elastase family member 1
Biological process (GO): proteolysis
Molecular function (GO): serine-type endopeptidase activity
Source: RefSeq, a predicted model, not a curated record
AUGGGGGUCAACUGGGAAGGCAAGUUAUCGUUAGAUGCCACCUACGCCGUCAAGAAGGCCGUAUACGACCACCCCAAGUUUCUAGAAGCUGCCAGGAAAAGGUGGCCUGACAAGGAGAUAGUCAUACUCCCACGCGAGGGAAUUCAUAAGCCAAUAGAACCCAAUUUGGGAGAAGUGCCUUUCCAGGCUAGUAUCAUGCUCAACGUUAGUAACUCUUUUUUGACGAUAUGCGGGGGUAGUUUGAUACAUCCUCGAUGGAUUUUGACAGCUGCUCAUUGCUUGGAGCAGGAUGGCCGACCAUUUCCAAUAAAAAUAAUCAAUUAUAUUGUAAAAAUUUGCGGGGGUAGUUUGAUACAUCCUCGAUGGAUUUUGACAGCUGCUCAUUGCUUGGAGCAGGAUGGCCGACCAUUUCCAAUAAAUAUAAUUCAAGUGGCCUUAGGAAGCAUUUAUACCAAUGGAAAGGGUGCUCAGAGAAUAAAAGCUGAAAAAUUAGCCAUCAAUAAAGGUUACUUCGAAUCUACGAGUGGUUAUGAUAUCGGAUUGAUAAAAUUAAAAUCGAAUGCCAGAUUGAAUGCUAAUGUUAAAGUUGUCAAACUUCAUACGGAUAACAGAGAAUCUCUUAUUGGAAAACGAGCCUAUUUGACUGGAUUUGGAAUCAUCAAUGAUCAUUAUCAGCAAGCAACAAAAUUGCGAAAAGCAAUUCUCCACAUAGAUAGUGCCAAAAAAUGUUUAAUGAACUCAAAUAGCGAUUCAGAAAUAUGUUGCAGUUCGAGUAUUUCAGAAGGAAAAGCUUGUAAAGGAGACAGUGGAGGACCACUCACGAUUAUCAAAAAUGGAAAAUACAUUCAAGUUGGAAUAACAAGUCGGUUGGCCAUCCUUCCAUUAUGCAAAAUAUCGUUCAACAAUUCACAAGCAACAAGAUUGCGAAAAGCAAUUCUCCACAUAGAUAGUGCCAAAAAAUGUUUAAUGAGCUCCACUAGCGAUUCAGAAAUAUGUUGCAGUUCGAGUAUUUCAGAAGGAAAAGCUUGUAAAGGCGACAGUGGAGGACCACUCACGAUUAUCAAAAAUGGAAAAUACAUUCAAGUUGGAAUUACAAGUCGGUUGGCCAUCCUUCCAUUAUGCAAAAUAUCGUUCAACAAUUCAGUUUAUACCAGAGUUUCAUCUUAUAUUGCUUGGAUAUCCAAAGUUACUGGUAUAGAUUUCACAAAAUAUAAUCAUAUCUGA